GGCUCAAGUAUUUGAUGCAACAGUAAAUAUUUUUGUUCACUGUUGAUAUCUUGACCGAUUUGCAUUUAUGGUAUUUCUUUUAGAAUAUAUUAAUGUUUAUAAAAGCAAAUUAAAAAUAGAGAAAAGCCAUAAUUUCUACUGUUAAUAAAGAGAUGGAUGUGGGAAUGAUUUCCUAAAUCUCAAUUUUGCACAAGCUCAUGUAAAUGUUGUGUUUUUCCAUGAAAGUUGGUUCUGAUUCAGACUUUUUUUGCAGGAAAUUUCUGGGUUUACUUCGAGGAACUGUCACACAGUCUUGCUGGAGCAUGAGGUCGCCCUACUUUCCGGCGAGAUCUGUGCUUUUCCGAAAAGAGUCCAAUGGAGUGACGUACAGAGUCCCCGCUCUGAUCUACCUGCCCCGCAACAGAACCUUCCUGGCCUUCUGUGAGGAGAGACUCAGCCCGUCUGACUCCCAGGCUCACCUGCUCGUUGUGAGGAAAGGCACUUUCUUCAGGAACUAUGUGGAGUGGGGGAACAUCAGUGUUCUGGGCACCGCCUACCUUCCGGGCCACAGGUCCAUGAACCCGUGUCCAGUGUUCGAUGACUUCACGGGAACGCUCUUCCUCUUCUUCAUCGCUGUUCUUGGCCACACGUCAGAGUCCUACCAGCUGGUGACGGGGCAGAACGUGACCCGGCUCUGCUACAUCUCCAGCACCGAUGGCGGGGACACCUGGAGUCCAGUCACCGACUUGACCAAGACAGUCAUAGGAGACACCAUCAAAGAUUGGGCCACGUUUGCUCUCGGUCCGGGUCACGGCCUGCAGCUGAAGUCGGGCCGUCUGCUCAUUCCGGCCUAUGCCUAUCACAUUGAGUGCAAAGAGUGUUUUGGACGCCUCUGCCAGACCACUCCUCGCUCCUUCUGCUUCCAUAGCGACACGCACGGCAGGAGCUGGCGCUUCGGAGAAGCCAUUCCAGCUCCAGAGAGCGUGGAGUGCCAGAUGGUGUCUGUGGAUGAAGAGGACGGCUCCAACGUGUUGUACUGCAACGCACGGAGCCCUCUGGGAUACAGGGUGCAAGCCCUCAGUCUGGAUGACGGAGCCGUGUUCCAGUCUGGGCAGCUGGUGCCCCGGCUGGUGGAGCCUCGAAACGGUUGUCACGGCAGCAUCGUUGGAUUUCCUGCCCCGUUACAUUUGUACAAAACUCUGAAGAAUUGCUCAAAGCGUCUCGGCUCCAGACACUGGACAUCCCACUUGAGUAACGUUCACCCUCACCAUCACAAUCCAGAUUUCCUGAACCCCACCUGGGUGGUGUAUUCCCAUCCCACACUGACCACCGCCCGCAAGGAUCUGGGUCUGUUCCUCAGCCUGUUUCCACGGGAUCCAGACAGCUGGCGUGGCCCCUGGGUGAUUUACGAGGGUCCUAGCGCGUACUCCGAUCUGGCCUACCUGGAGCUGUCCGCCUCACCUGAAGCCAUCCCUGCCGUGGCCUUCGCCUGCCUCUUUGAGUGCGGCACCAAAACCCCCUACGAUGAGAUCUGCUUCAGCAUAUUCACACUCUACGAGCUCAUCGACAAUCUGCCCACGAACGCACAGCCGAGGCAGGACGACUGGGAACAGACACACCAGACCCAGAGAGCACCUGCUGUCCAGCCGAGGCCACACGUGAAGAAGAGGAGGAAGAAGCUGCUCGAGAUGUGUUCUGCUUCCUAAACAGUCUGAAACUUUUUCUUUCAUGAUUAAUACCAUUCAAAUACAAUGUAUUCCUUCCUCAGGUGCACUGUUAAAGCAAAUUCAAUAUUAAAAUGCAAUUUUCAUGA
Messenger RNA from Oryzias melastigma (Indian medaka), 1792 nucleotides. RefSeq names its product sialidase 4 (gene neu4). Gene Ontology annotation, molecular function: exo-alpha-sialidase activity. NCBI's taxonomy places the organism in Eukaryota, Metazoa, Chordata, Actinopteri, Beloniformes, Adrianichthyidae. The transcript has 3 exons. The coding region runs from base 204 to 1685 and encodes 493 amino acids. Gene Ontology annotation, cellular component: membrane; lysosome; cytoplasm. The record is from RefSeq and is a predicted model, not a curated record. Gene Ontology annotation, biological process: oligosaccharide catabolic process; ganglioside catabolic process.